GGCCAGGAAGAGGGGCGAAGAGGGCAAAAGGCGACCGAACGAAAGCAGCACCGACAGGGAAGCGCGAGGAGCAAAAGGCGGGGAGAAAGCACGGAGCGGGGAAAGACCAGGACCCAGAAGGAAAGAGCGCGCAAAGGGGGACGCGGACGACCGACAAAGGGGGAGAGGAAGGGGACCGCAAGGCGCGAGCAGAGAGAGCGAAGGACAGGAGCGACGGAGAAACGCGGGAGGGAGCGGAAGGCGGAGGAGGGCGAAAGGAAGACACGAGGCGAAGAAGAACGGGAGGAACGAACAGCCGCAGGAGGGCCGAACAACCGCAACAGCAAGGGCAGGAGGAAAGAAGGAGGGGGAGCGGACGAACAAGGGGCGGAGGGGGAGGAAAGGCAAGAAGGGCAGGCGAAAGAACAAAGGAGCACCACAAGGAAAGGGCGGGCGAGAAAAGAGAAGAGCAAGAAGGGAACCGGGCGAAGAGAACACAAACGGGGGGGACAAGGGGAGAAAGCCGGGACAGGGGAGGGCCGAAGGGCCACACCCCAAGGCGGACAAAAAGGCGAAGACGGCGCCACAGGGGAAGACAAAGCCAAAGAGAAGAAAGGCAAAAAGGGCAAACGGAAGGCACGAAGAAGCGAGCCGGAGAAGCAAGGGAAGCCGAAGAAGCAGCGAGGACGAGAGGGAGGCAGCACAAGAAGAGACGGCGCGACGAGGCCGAGGGGGCAAGACAGCCGAACAGGAGGAAGGCGAGAGGGCGCGGGAAAGCGACGAAGAGGGAGCGGCGAGCGCGGGAGGGCGGGGAGGGCAGGGGACACGGCGGGCCAGACGCAAGAAGCAGGGCAAAGGCGGAGGGAAGAGGGGCAAAAAGGCAGGGCCACGCAGACGCAAAGCAAAGAGCGCAAGAAGACGGGAAGGCGGGAAAAGGAAGAAAGGGCACAAAAAGGGCAAAAGGCGCGAAAGGAAAGGAGGAAGGGAAAGCCGAAAAGGGGCGACGGCAAGAAGAGGGCAAAGCGAGAGAGGGGCGAGAACAGAACCGGCGGGAAGGAAGCGCAGCAGGGACAAAGGCAGCCAAAAGAAGGGAGAAAAGGGGAAACAGGCAAAAACCCGCGGGAGAGAAAGCCGGACGAGGCGACGAGCCAGCAGGGGCGCAAACCCCGGGGAAACGGACGAAGGCGACGACGACGGGAAGGAAGAAAGGGCCAGGGGGAAAAGGGGGGAAAAGGCAGGAGAGCACAAGGAGACAAGGAGGGGGGAAGCAAAGAAAGGCCCAGAAAAAGGGGGCAAGGCCGAAGCAAAAAGGAAGAGCGCGGAGAGGCAACAAAAGGGGAAAAGGCAAAAAGGGGGAGCGCCAAAGAGAACCAACGAGGCGAGGGCAACAAAACCGCAGAGGAAGAGGGGAAGAAGGCCGAGAAGGGGGGCGGGGAGAGGAGAGCCCGCAGAACAAGAGGGGGCGCGGGAAGACAAACCAGGGACCAAGGCCAGAGGGGCGCGGGGGCAGAGAAGCAAGCAACGAGCGGCGGCCCAACCCGCACCAAAGCAGGAGGCGCAAGGGCGGGAGGAGGAGAGAGGCGGGAAGGGGGACAAAGCACCGACGCGGGGAGCAGGGGGAGCGAGGGGGAGGGGGAGGCCAAAAAGGACGAACACAAAAGGACCCAAGCAAGCAGGGGGACCGAAAAAGAAGGAAGCGGGCGGGCAGGAAGGGGGGAGGGCGAGAGCGGGGGCGCGCGACAGAGGACCGGCAAGAAAGCGAGGCGAGGGGAGGGCAAAAGGAGCGAAGGACCAAAAGGAGGGGGCGGGGGAAACGAGCGAGAGGGAAGGACAAAAGGAACCGGCGCAAGGGGGAAAAAGGGGCGACGAAGGGAGGACGGAGCGGAGGGCGAAGGAGGAAAAGGCAACGGGGGAGGACAAGGCAAGGGGGCGACAAAGGAGAGCGCGGAGAAGGGGACAAAGGCAAAGGGCAAGGCAAGGACGAAGCGACGAAGGAAGGCGGACGCGCCGGAGCAAGAAAGAAAAACAGGGAGGGGGGAGAGGGGAGGACAACGAAAGGAAGCCGGAGGCGGGAGGGCAAAGAAGGCGAAGGAAGCGGGGGGGAAGGGCACAGAAGGCGAAAGCAGGGGAAGGGCAAAACCAGCAACAAGCGGGCAAGAAAGAAGCGAGGCGAAGGACGACCCAACAGGGGGGGCAAGAAAAAGCAAAGGGGGAGGCAGGCCAGAAAGGAAAACAAAGCAAAGCAGCAGGCAAAGGCAAAGCGCAAGAGGCAACAGCAAGACCCGGAAGGCGACGGCACAGGGAGGGAGGGGGGCCAGGAGACCCAGGAAGGAGAAGGGGGAAGAAAGAGACGGGGGGGGGGGGAGGAGGGGGCGAGGGACACAGGGACAAGAGGCAGCAAGAAAAAGGAGGAAGGCGGAGCAAAGGGGCCAGAGCGAGGGAAGCGACGGCAAGGCGAAAAAGGACAGGAAGAGGGCAACAAGACGAACCGAGCGAGGAACAGAGGGCGGGAACAGAGGGAGGCAAGCGGAGGGCAAGGCACAAGGAAGGGACAGCAAGGAGCGGCCGCACGAACGCCGCAACAAAAGGGGGGAGCGGAAAGAAGAAAGCGAACACGCAAGGAAGCCGCACGAGGCAGGAGAACGGCCGCCGGACGACCAAAGAGAGGGGGGCAGAAGCAAGCAACACGGCGGGCGAGACGCAAAAGCGCAGGCGAAGCCACAAGGCGAGAACAAAACACCAGAGGAAGGAGGGAAAGGGAGAAAACCCAAGCGCACCGAGGGGCAGACAGGGGGGGGAAAGGGGGGGACGGGGAAGGGAAAGGCGCAAGGAAAGACGGGGGACGAGCGAGCGGACGAAGGAAGAGGCGGGGAGAGGCAGCGACCAGCAAGGCAGAGAGAAGAGGCAACAAAGCAACCAAGGGGGGGAGAAGAAGCGAGGCACGGGGGGGCGACGGAAAAGCACGACAAGAAGGGCAAAAAGGGGAAGGGAAGCGGGAGGGAAGAAGGCGAAGGAGGGGGCGAAGAGAAGGGGGGGCAGGAAGGAGAAGAAGCAAGGGAGAGGGGGAGCACCAAAGGGAGGCAAGAGCAAGGGGAGACCCGAAAGAGCACGCACAACCGGAAAGGGCACCCGAAGGCCAAGAAGAAAGGCCAGGAGGGGAACCCGAAGAAGCACCCGGCAACAAGGCAACAAGGGAGCACAACAAGGGGAGGCACAGCAAGAAGGAAACGCGGAGAAGCCAACAAGGGCCAACCAAAGCGAAAAGGGCGAAGAAGGCACACACAGGACGGAGGCAGGGGAAAGCCAAGGGACGGAGGGAAAGACGCGAGCAGCGACGAGGAACCAACAACAAGAGGCAAGGGGCGCAGGCGGGCGAGCACAACGGGAGCCAAAAGAAAGGGAGGAAGCGGGAGCCGAGCCAAGGGGGAGAGAGGCCAGGCAAGAGGAAGGAGAGCAAGGCAAGCGCAACGACGGAGGGAAACGGGGGCCAAGACCAACGCACCAAAAGGGAAGGGGCACGAAAGGGGGCGGGAGGAACAAAGCAAACGAAGACGGCGGCAGGGGGAGGAAGAAAGCAAGAGGAGGGGCGAAGGGGGAGGCACAAGAAGAAGGCAGGGAGGGGGAGGAGACAGGCGCCCCCGGCGCACGACGCGAAGCAAGCCGGAGAGGCCGAGCAGAGGCAGCGCACAAGAAGGGCAGGGGAGAGCAAAGGGACGGAAAGAGCGCAGGGCGGAAGGGCGGACGGGAAGAAGAAGGGGACGGCGAACAACCACCCGGGGGGAGGGAAAAGACGGGGGGGAGCAAGGCGACAAAGGAAAGAAGGCAGGGGAGGGGGGAAAACAAGCGCCGCGAGCGGGGGACGACACCGGGGCAAGGGGCGGAAGGAGGGGGGAGGCACCAAAGGGCGAGGCGAGAAAACCCGCGGGAGAAGGCAAGAAAAGAAGCACAGGGGAGGAGGACAAAGGGAGGGGGAGGAGAGGAGCGGGGGAAGGACGGAGAAAGCGGGAGGGGAGAAAGGGCGAAGCGCAGGCAGAACAGGGGCGAGAGGAGGAGGAGGGGAGAAGGAAAGGACGGGGGGGACGGCAAGGCAAGCAACGGGAAGAAGGAAGGGGCAGAAAGCAAGCCAAGGACACAAGAGAGCGGAGCAAGAAAGGGGGCAGAGAGGGAAAAGCCGCAGGCAAAAGGCCCAGGAGGACAGCGCAAAAAGGGGAGAAAGAGGAGGAAGGAAAAGACGGCGAGCAAACGAGGAGCGAGGGAGGAGGGGAGCGGGACGAGACGGAACCGCAAGCAGACCAGGACAGAGCCGACGCGGGGGGCGGAGGGGCAAGAGGCCAAGCAAAGCCCAAAGAAAGGCAGCGGAGGGCAACCAAGAAGAGAAGGCGAGAGCGCAAAGGAACAAGCAAGGGGGGAGGAGGGGAGCCCAAAGAAGGAGAGGGGACACGAACGGGGGAGGCAGAGGCAGAGGGGGCAGGGGGGAAAAGAGACCGAAAAAGGACCGCAGGGACAGGCCAGGGCGGAGGGGGAAGAGGGGGCGCGGGGGGCAGCAAAAAGCAAAACGCCAGAGCGACGAGCACGGCCGAAGCCGAAGAGAGGGCAGCGGGGAGGGGGGGGCACAAAGCGGGGGGAGGAAGCAACAAGGAGGGGACGAGGGGAGGAAGGGCGAAAAGGGGAGCAGGGGAGGCGAGAAGACAAGGGCAAGCGCCAGAACCCAAAAGCCGGGGCGGCAGGCGCGAACCAAGCAGAGGGACGGGCGACACCAGGGGAGCCGAGACCACGGCGAAAAGAAAGAGGGGAAAAGCGAGCAGGGGCCCACGGAGAAGCAAAGGGCCGACAGGCGCACAAAGCCGGGGGGGAAGCGCGGGGGGCAACGCGAAGGCAGGAAAGGGGAAGGAGCGAAAGGAGCGAAGCAGGGCGAAACGCGGAAGGGGGGAAGGUGGAGAAUGGGGGCAGGAGGAAAGUGCGGAUGGCAGUGGGCCACUGGAGCGGCCGGGAAAGAAAGAGCGGAAGGGGGAUCGCGGCGAGACAAGGGGGGAGAGGAAAGGCAAGAAGGGCAGGCGAAAGAACAAAGGAGCACCACUCAAGGAAAGGGGGGCGAGAAAAGAGAAGAGCAAGAAGUGGAACCGGGCUGAAGAGACAACAAACGGGGGGGACAAGGGGAGAAAGCCGGGACAGGGGAGGGCCGAAGGGCCACACCCCAGGCGGACAAAAAGGCGAAGACGGCGCCACAGGGGGAGACAAAGCCAAAAGGAUAGAAAGGCAAAAAGGGCAAACGGAAGGCACGAAGAAGCGAGCCGGGAGAAGCAAGGGAAGCGAAGAAGCAUCGAGGACGAGAGGGAGGCAGCACAAGAAGAGACGGCCGACGAGGCCGAGGGGGCAAGACAGCCGAACAGGAGAAGGCGGAGAGGGCGCCGGGAAAGCGACGAAGAGGGAGCGGCGAGCGCGGGGAGGGGCGGGAGGCAGGGGACAACGGCGGGCCAGACGCAAGAAGCAGGGCAAAGGCGGAGGGAAGAGGGGCAAAAAGGCAGGGCACGCAGACGCAAAGCAAAGAGCGCCAAGAAGACGGGAGGCGGGAAAAAGGAAGAAGGGCACAAAAAGGGAAAAGGCGCGAAAGGAAAGGUAGGAAGGGAAAGCCGAAAAGGGGCGACGGCAAGAAGAGGGCAAAGCGAGAGAGGGGCGGAGAACAGAACCGGCGGAAGGAAGCGCAGCAGGGACAAAGGCAGCCAAAAGAAGGGAGAAAAGGGGAAACAGGCAAAAACCCGGGAGAGAAAGCCGGACGAGGCGACGGCCGCAGGGGGCGCAAACCCCGGGAAACGGACGAAGGCGCGACGACGGAAGGAAAAGGGCAGGGGGAAAGGCGGGAAAGGCGGAGAGCACAAGGAGACAAGGAGGGGGAAGCAAAGAAAUGGCCCGAAGAAAAAGGGGGCAAGCCGAAAGCAAAAGGAAGGGCGGGAGAGGCAACAAGGGAAAGGCAAAAAGGGGGAGCGCAAGAGAGACCAACGAGGCGAGGGGCACAAAACCGCAGAGGAAGAGGGGAAGAAGGCCGAGAAGGGGGGCGGGGAGAGGAGAGCCCGCAGAACAAGAGGGGGCGCGGAGCAAACCAGGGACCAAGGCCAGAGGGGCGCGGGGGCAGAGAAGCAAGCAACGAGCGGGGCCCAACCCGCACCAAAGCAGGAGGCGAAGGGGGGGGAGGAGAAGGGGGGAAGGGGGACAAAGCACCGACGCGGGGAGCAGGGGCGAGCGGGGGAGGGGGAGGCCAAAAAGGACGAACACAAAGGACCCAAGCAAGAGGGGGACCGAAAAGAAGGAAGCGGGCGGGCAGGAAGGGGGGAGGGCGAGAGCGGGGGCGCGCGACAGAGGACCGCAAGAAAGGAGGCGAGGGGAGGGCAAAAGGAGCGAAGGACCAAAAGGGGGGCGGGGAAACGAGCGAGAGGGAAGGACAAAAGGAACCGGCGCAAGGGGGAAAAAAGGGGACGAAGGGAGGACGGAGCGGAGGGCGAAGGAGGAAAAGGCAACGGGGGAGGACAAGGCAAGGGGCGACAAAGGAGAGCGCGGAGAAGGGGACAAAGGCAAAGGGCAAGGCAAGACGAAGCGACGAAGGAAGGCGGACGGCCGGAGCAAGAAAGAAAAAACGGAGGGGGGGGAGGGGAGGACAACGAGGAGCCGGAGGCGGGCGGGCAAAGAGGCGAAGGAAGGGGGGGGGGAAGGGCACAGAAGGCGAAAGCAGGGAAGGGCAAAACCAGCAACAAGCCGGGCAAGGAAGAGCGAGGCGAAGGACGACCCAACGGGGGGGCAAGAAAAAGCAAAGGGGGAGGCAGGCCAGAAAGGAAAACAGAACAAGCAGCAGGCAAAGGCAAAGCGCAAGAGGCAACAGCAAGACCCGGAAGGCGACGCACAGGGAGGGAGGGGGGCCAGGAGGACCCAGGAAGGAGAAGGGGAAGAAGAGACGGGGGGGGUGGGAGGAGGGGGCGAGGGACACAGGGACAAGAAGGCAGCAAGAAAAAUGAGGAUAAGGCGGAGCAGAAGGGGCCAGAGUCGAAAGGGCCAAGCAGACGGGAAGACAAACAACGAGCGGGAACACGGCGGAAAAAGGACAAGCAAGAGAAAAGCAAGCAAGAGGCAAAGCAGCCAAGAAGCAAGAGAGGGAGCGAGACACGAGAGAAGGCAAGGCGGAGGGAGAGAAAAGGGGAGGCGGGGAAAGCGGCGACGGAGGGGAGAAAAGGGGGAGAAGAGAACGAGAGGGGAAAAACCCAGGGGGAGGGGAGCGGGGGCGGAGCACGCGGGGGGAAGGGCAGAGGAACAAGAGGAGCGGGGGAAAACCCGGGGAGAGCGAGCGGGGGGCGGAGGGCGCGGGGGGAGGAGGACAGCGGGGGGCGAAGGACGCGGGAAGGCGGAGGAACAAGAGGAGCGGGCGAAAAACCGGGAGGAGGGGAGCGGGGGGCGAAGCACGCGGAGAAGGGCGGGGGGACACGGAG
This is a messenger RNA of Ipomoea nil (Japanese morning glory), 7451 nucleotides long. Its product is annotated as hornerin-like. The annotation marks the transcript as partial. NCBI's taxonomy places the organism in Eukaryota, Viridiplantae, Streptophyta, Magnoliopsida, Solanales, Convolvulaceae. The transcript is spliced from 2 exons. The record is from RefSeq and is a predicted model, not a curated record.